Thamnophis elegans (Western terrestrial garter snake) is the source of this 1258-nucleotide messenger RNA. It is a transcript of the gene NICOL1, whose product is annotated as chromosome 11 C4orf48 homolog. NCBI's taxonomy places the organism in Eukaryota, Metazoa, Chordata, Lepidosauria, Squamata, Natricidae. The transcript has 3 exons. The record is from RefSeq and is a predicted model, not a curated record. The coding region runs from base 218 to 499 and encodes 93 amino acids.
CAUGAGAAAAGGUGUCGCUAAAGAUAAUUUAAUUCAUUGUGUCAGAUAGUAAGAAUGUGGUAUUGAUUUACAAUUUCUUAAUUUUGUAAUUUUGACUCACGUGGAUUGCUGGAAAAAAAUCUCAUUCAGCCAAAUUACAGCUUCAGCUUCAAAGGAUCUCUGUUAUCCAUCACCUUUCCUUUUUUCUCCUAGGAAGGAGGAAGGAUUAACUAGCAAGAUGCUCACUGUUUGCGCGAGGAAGGUGGUACUUUUGGCCCCUUUGCUUCUGAUGACGGGGCUGAUUUCUAUGAAGGCUGCUGCGGCUGAGGAAGAAUCAGGAACAGCGAUUCCUCCUGAAAGUCGUCCCUGCGUUGACUGCCAUGCCUUUGAAUUCAUGCAGAGGGCUUUGCAAGAUUUAAAGAAGACGGCGUACAAUUUAGAUUCACGAACGGAGACGCUGCUUUUCAAAGUGGAGAAGAGAACCUUAUGUGACUGUUUAGCCGCCAAUGCCCUGAACUGAGCCCCGCGGGACCCCACCCCACCCCUGGCUUCUCAAACUACUCUCGGGAGAGGAAAGGGUGCCAGCAUGUGAAUUUGACUGCUUCUGAAACUGACGGUGGGGGGGGGGGGAUAUUGGUAUGAGAUUGUCCUGCCGGAUGCCCACCGGACCUCACCUUGUGUCGUCAGGAGUUGCAAGGUAAUUCCCAGGGGAAAGGAGGAAGAACGGGAGGGACAACGAUGGACUUUUCCAGAAGCUUUCUUUUUCAAUACUAUAUAUAAUAGUUAAUUGACUGAACAGGGAACCGUUUCAAAAAUGAUCAGCCAGGCAAUUGGGCUUCUUCACUUGAGGGAAGGAGGUUUCACUUAGGUAGAACCUCUAGACCGGGGUUGUCAGACUCCCGGCCCGCGGGCCAAACGCCUAACUGCCCGCUGUCCGCUGCCCACGCCCGGUUUAGCAAAGGGGAGAAAAGUCCCGAUACGUCAGGUGAGAAUGCCGUGACGCCGUGAGUUUGACACCCCUGCUUUAGACGCUCGUGAACAAGGCCUGGGAAGGUUUCCAGUUUUCCCCUUUUCCUUGCAGCUCUGUGGAAGUUCGUUCUCCCGCCCUUGGUGCCCUGAGCAAUUUGUCAUUCAUCUCCCAACCAUUUUAGCUGAACUGUUCUUCCGUUAUCAGCGCAUCAUAGACAUUAUCUGUGUAGCAUUUCUUUUCCAAGAAAUGGGUUUCUGUGAGUGUAUGUGUACGUUUGUGUGUGUGUGUAGAUGUACAAACACUCCAGUC